Messenger RNA from Drepanopeziza brunnea f. sp. 'multigermtubi' MB_m1, 888 nucleotides. RefSeq lists its product as uncharacterized. Lineage: Eukaryota; Fungi; Ascomycota; Leotiomycetes; Helotiales; Drepanopezizaceae. The record is from RefSeq and is a predicted model, not a curated record.
AUGGACACCUCAUCCUCGCCCGCCGUAUUUGUCCUCGACUUCGACGGGACAAUCACAACCAAAGACACCAUCUCAACGCUAAGCAAACUCGCAGUCGAAUUCCAGAAAUCAAAGGGAAAGGACUUGACAAAGGCAUUGCAGGACCUCGUUGCGAGGUACCACGAGGACUACUCCAAGCAUGUGGCCGAGUACAGACCAGCAGGGCACGAGCGCAGAACCCUUGACGAGGAAAUCGAGUACAUGAGGAGUCUGACGGCCGUCGAAUUGAGAAGUUUCGGGCGCGUGAGCGCAUCCGAGAUUUUUCGGGACAUUGACGUCCAAGAUUGGCCAGAACUCGGGAGGGAAGCGGUUGCGGGAGGCGAGGUCAAGACCCGGAAAGGAUUUCAGGACUUUGUUGCCGGCAUCGACAAGCUGGGAGCGAUUUGGGGUAUCGUGUCGGCGAACUUCUCGGCCUACUUCAUUCGUAGCGUCUUGAUGGCGGUUGGUGUUGACAACGGGAAUGUGCAAGUACAAGCGAACUGGCCGGGGAACUCAGGAGAGUUAAGAGGUCCGCAUGAGGGGGCCCUUAUUGCAACCUCAGAGGCAAAACUUGGGACGACGAGGGAGUUGCUUAAAUUUUGGGAUGCCGACAAUGAGUAUAGAGACCGGACGUCAAAGUUCGUCUACAUUGGCGACUCGGGGACAGAUAUCGAAUGCUUGACGGCAGACGGCGCGGUAGGGAUUGUCAUGUCUGCGGACGGAGAAGGUGGUUUGAUAGAAACUCUCAAGCGUGUAAAUGUUGACGUUGACCACAUCAGCAAGUACGAGAAGCGAAGGGGCUCCUCGGUAUAUUGGGCACGAGAUUUUGAAGAAAUUUUGAAAAGCCCGCUACUCAACGAAGCAAAUUGA